AUGGCUUCCAAAGAAGAAAAGUCCGAUAUAUCGGACUCCAAGCUCGAAGGUGUCCAUACAGUGGCUGAUAGUGUUCAUCAGGGUGACCUCGGCCCAAAUGCCGAUCAUCUCCAGCGAAACCUAGGCAAUCGCCAAGUCCAACUGAUCGCCAUUGGUGGAUCUAUUGGAACGGCCAGUUUCGUCAGUAUUGGCACAGGUCUCAUCAAGGGCGGUCCUGCCAGUCUCUUAAUCGCCUACACACUAUACUCCUGCAUGCUUGGUCUGGUGAACAACUGUAUCGCUGAGAUGGCUACAUACAUGCCAAUUACCAGUGCCUUUGUUCGCAUGGCUGGACAUUGGGUUGAUGAGGCCUUCGGGUUCAUGGCUGGCUGGAACUUUUUCCUUUACGAGGCUAUCCUGAUCCCUUUCGAGAUUUCCGCCCUCAAUCUUGUCUUGACAUAUUGGCGCGACGAUAUCCCAGUCGCUGCUGUUGUGGCUGGCUGUAUUGUCGCUUAUUUCAUCCUUAAUGCCUUCACUGUCAAGUGGUAUGGCGAAGCUGAAUUUUGGCUGUCAGGUGGCAAGGUUAUCUUGCUGCUGAUUGUCUUCUCUUUCACCUUUGUCACCAUGUGCGGUGGUAACCCCAAGCACGACGCCUACGGCUUCCGCCACUGGAAGAAUCCCGGUCCCUUCGCCGAGUUUAGAACAACUGGAGACCUCGGUCGCUUCGAAGGCUUCUUGGGCUCAUUAUGGAGUGCUGCCUUUACUAUCGUCGGACCUGAAUAUGUUUCCAUGGUUUCGGGUGAGACCAAGCUGCCUCGUCGUUACUUGAAGAAUGCCUUCAAGACCACAUAUGCUCGAUUCGGUUUCUUCUUUAUUGGUGGUGCCUUGACUGUUGGAGUUGCCAUUGCCUACAACGAUAAGACUCUUGUCUCCAUCCUGACUGGAGAGUCUGGUGGUGCUGGAACUGCUGCUGCUUCUCCUUAUGUUAUUGCCAUGACUAAUCUUGGAGUCGGCACUCUUCCCGACAUCACCAAUGCCCUCCUUAUUACCAGCAUCUUCUCGGCCGGUAACGCCUACACCUACUGUGGAACCCGAACACUGUACGGUCUUGCGCUUGAAGGUCAAGCUCCUGCCUUGUUCCGUAAGACUACCAAAAACGGUGUUCCUAUCUACUGCCUGGUUGCCAUCAUGGUCUUCCCUUGCCUUGCUUUCCUCAACGUCUCCAGCAGUUCAGGUGUUGUUCUGACUUGGCUUACCAAUCUUAUUACUGCUGCUCAGAUUAUCGACUAUAUCGUCAUUUGCAUCACAUACGUCUUCUGGUACAAAGCAUGCCAGGUUCAGGGACUUGACCGCAGCACUCUUCCUUAUUACGCACGCUUCCAGCCAUACUCCGCUUGGAUUAGCGGCGUAUUCUUGACUGGCGUUGUGUGCACAUACGGCUACACCGUUUUGACUCCCGGAGGCUGGGAUAUUGGUACCUUCUUCACCUACUACACUAUGCUUUUUCUCGCUCCCUUUUUGUACUUUGGCUGGAAAUUUACCAAGAAGACCAAGCUCAUCAAGCCUGAGGAGGCCGAUCUGGUCUGGGACAGACCUCUUAUCGACGCUUAUGAGGCCUCGUACGAUGAGGAAGAUAUUGGUUUCUUCCGUGAGAUUCUUCAAAUGGGUGGAAUUGGAAAGAAGAAAGUCAGCUCUUCAGCUUGA
This is a messenger RNA of Fusarium sp. VM40, 1683 nucleotides long. Lineage: Eukaryota; Fungi; Ascomycota; Sordariomycetes; Hypocreales; Nectriaceae. The record is from the annotation of a GenBank genome assembly.